UGAAUAAUCCAUAGACCCGGAAGUGGGGCGGCGCUGCUGUUUUUUUUGCUGUCGAGUCACCUCUGUGUGGUCAGGAUGGAGGAAAACGAGCUGCUACCAUGCUGAGACACCACGGAUAAGCCGACGGCCGAGCAUCACACCCCGGGACACCCGAAAGGACACGAGUCGCCGUUUUGACCCACGAACCCGCUGCGCCGUUCCACGUACACGUCGCCAAAAUGAUGGAGGAAAUCGACAGGUUCCAAGUGCCUCCAGUGAACGGGGAGACACAGCCACUGGACCCAGCAGCAUCCGCCGCCUCUGAGACGAUCCCUGACACCAAGGGAGAGACCGUGUCCAUGAACUACAAACCGUCCCCACUGCAAGUCCAAAUAGAGAAACAGAGGGACCUCGCCAGGAAGGGAUCAGUGAAGAAUGGCACCGUGGGAAGUCCUGUCAAUCAACAACCCAAGAAGAAUUCCAGGACAAGGUUGGUGGUGCCCAACAAAGGUUACUCCUCUCUAGACCAGAGCCCGGAUGAGAAGCCCCUGGUAGCACUGGACACUGACAGUGAUGACGACUUUGACAUGUCCAGAUACUCCUCAUCAGGAUACUCCUCAGCCGAGGUGAGAUGUCUGAGGGACCAGCAGAUCAACCAGGACCUGAACAUCCAGCUCCUAAAGGACGGCUACCGGCUCGAUGAGAUCCCGGACGACGAGGACCUGGAUCUGAUCCCCCCUAAAGCAGUGAACCCCACCUGCAUGUGCUGUCAGGCUGCUCCCUCCACAGCCUGUCAAAUCCAGUAGCACCAUUUCCCUCCCCCCCAAAAAAUAUAUCUCCUGCCUGCCACCUGCACCGAGGCCAACUACUGAGCAGAGUGGCUGCAAGGAGGAAAAACUAUCAGCUUGCAAUGGCACAAAGGGAAAAAAAACGAGGGUUUAUAAAUGCUAAAAUAAGAAAAGGAUAUACAGUAGGUGAAGUCUUGAGAAAAUGUACAGUAUCUGUGCACCUUCCUCCUAUGGUUGGAUCUGUGCAUUUCACUUCUGCGUAGUUGUGGGGACUCGACUGAUGGCAGAAACUUUACCUCUAGUGACGACGUUUCACUUUUGCUUCUCCUUUGUUCGACUUCCAUGUCAUGCUUGUGGAUAUUUUCUUUCAUGAGGACGAUGAAGGAUUGUGCGACAUUGUGGAGGAAGAGGGACAAAAAAAAAAAAAGAAUGGGAUGACAGGAACUCUACCAAAUGCAUGUAAUGGUGAUGAGGUGUCAUCAUUGGUCGUGCAACCACCCACGGAAAGUAGUUUGUUUCUGCGUGUGCGUCAUUGAUGGUGAGAUUAAUGGACGGGAAGAGAUCGGAUGUUGUGGCCAUUGUUUUUCCCACAUCAUUUCUUUCUGCCAGUCUGAUUUGUCUGCCUGUGCGUACGUGUCAGACCUGAAAAAUGAAAUACGUUUGUCUGGUUAUGUCCAGGAAAGUAGUGCUAAACCAUUAAGUUACAAACACUUACAAUCACAACAUCCAUCCAGCCAUCCAUCCAUCCAUCAACUAUACUGCUUAUCAUUGAGAGUUAGGGCCUGGUCACACAUUCACGAUUGCAAAGUGAAUAACGGGCGUCAAAGUUCACCAAGGUUGAACUUCAUAAGAGGCCACACUGCGAUUUGAUUUAUAAGUGAACAGGAAGCAAAGGUUCGCCACUGAAACGUUUGUGUAUGUGUGACCGGGCUUUUAGGGUGAGGGUUCUAUCACAGGCCAAAAAGCAUUCGCUCACAACUACGAGUUGCCAGUUACCUGCAUGUCUUUGGACUGUGGGAAGAAGUCAGUGAAUGCCUAGGCAGGAAUGGGGAGAACAUGCAAACUCCACACGGCAAGGCCGUGGUCGAACUGGGGUUCAAACCCAGAGCCUUCCUCCGUGUGAUCACCGUGCUGCCCCCUUCACAACAUUGAAAUACUAAUGCCAGAUUUAUUUUUUAAAUGUUUGAAUGUUUAACCAAGGUCGUACUGCUUAACUGUUCCCUAUUCAGUUAAAAGAAGCUGAAAACAAAUAGUUUUGCAUGUUGCCUGUUAACACUAUUGUCUAAUAAGCAGCCUGUGCAGAUAAUUCAUCCGUUUUUAUUGACCCCCACACACGUCCUUGUGCUGAUGAGACAUUAUGUGAGGUGCACUUGGUAAUAUUUAGGUUUACCUACUGUAGUAUCAGUAGAUGUAGUGAUUUAAAGUCCGUGGCAGGAACAGCUCAUGAGUUCGUGUGUACUUGCUGUUGGUUGCCCCGACAUGAGAGGAUGCUCAAAUGUUCGCAGAAGCAGUUGCCACACUAGCGAACGUGGUUAUAAAAUACUUCAUAUACGUAAGGGAAUCCGUUAACGUAUAAAAGACUUGAUAAUAAUGUGCAGAUACACUGAGAGUUGUUGAAUUUUUGAUCAUACAUGAGAAUGUGUACACAGGGAUUUCGUGUCGCCUGGAUGGAAAUGAAAUGGGAUUUUUUUUUUCUGACAUACGAAGGGAAUUUUGAAAAGCUUUCCUUUCUUUUAAGUUCAGUUUUAAGUGUAUUUGUUUUGUAUGUUUGUAUAUUCACGCGUACUCCUCCUCGAGGUCGAAAAACAACAUUUGUCCGACUCGGGGACAAGAAGUGUAUAUGUAGCACCUGACACAGCUGUGUAUUGUCAAUGCUUUAUGCCAAUGGAUGUUCUCCAUUAUGUUGAAAAGGAAGUAGUCCUUGCUGUAUAGAAGUACUGAAUGCGUACCGUUUUCCCCCCGUCAUGUUUACAUCAUCCUGAAGACAUAUCUGGAGCUCUCAGAUCAGUCAGCUGUUCUCUAGUAGAUUACAUGUGAGUCUGCUCAGUGGAAGUGGGUUUCCCAAAAACGUUUACAUAUUUGUGUUUUCCUGCUGCAAAAUUCUGCUAUUAUGACACCUGGAAAAAAAGAAGAAAUAGCUUUUUAUCUUUUAUCCAGCAUUAGUUAAGGCAGGUCACUAGUAGUUGAGCCACAAUCCAGUAUGAAAGCUGACAGCAGCAGAUCUUAAUAGCAGCCAACAAGAUGCUUCAGCUGCCCCACUUCACAACCUGCCUUUACCCCAGCACCUCCUUUUCAUAUUGAAUCCAACAAAAUCACGUCAUGUGUGGUCAUUGAUUCCUGCUCUGUUGUGGGGGUGUCUGCUCUCCCUGUCUCAUUUUCCAUGAAGGUUUGUAGAAGGUUGGGGGGGGGUGUGUGCUCUCCCUACUAAAGGCCUUGUAUGUACAUGGAAGGGCAGGGAGUCCCAAACCAGAGCCAUACCGCCAAAUAUAACUUACUGCAAUCAAUCAUCCAUUACCUAUACUGCGUAUUGUUUGAGGGUCAAGGGGGGGAGCUGGAGCCAAACCGGGUUGACAAUGGGCGAGAGGUGGGGUUCACCCUGGACAGGACGCCACAGGGCCGACAUACAGAGACAAGCACUCACAUUCACAUCUAUGGUCAAUUUAGAGACUGUGAUCAACCUAAUCCACAAUCGGCAUGUUUUUGGACUGUGGGAGGAAAUCGGGAUACUCAGAGAAACUCCAAGCAGAUUACAUGCACGCAGAAAAUGCAAACUUUACAUCGAAACACAGAACACAGAACCGUUUUGCUCUGAGGUGCUAACCCCCGCACCACCUGCCAUUGCAAUUCAAAACAAAUUUGUUUUGACAACAGUGCCCCUGACCGAACUACAGUUUUAGGCAUGUGUGCACUUUACACUGGUCCAAGUUAUUUCCUCAAUGGUCAUGUGCAGUGUAUUGUGUUUACAUGGCAUCUUACAUUGUGUCCGCAUCUACAGCGCAAUCUCAUUUCUAGUAACGUGUUUUGAUAUAUGAUGGUGUUUUUGGGAAACCUCACAUCUUCUAUAACUGAUGCUCUUCUCCAUGUGUUCAAAUAUUUCACGAUUCAUUGACUGAAGGUUCAGUGUGUGACGUAUGACCUGACAGAUGUGUGGAAAAGAGAGGAAUCGCUGAUAGUGAUUUGAUUUACAAAAGUACACAAACAUCGAUUUUUGUUGUCCUUUCAUACAAGGUGCCAUAUGUGUAGAUAAUGUCAUAAGAACGGUGCAGUAGUUCAGGUGAUAUGUCAACAACGCCUCCAGCUGAGGUGUGUGUGUUAGAGCAGUGGCUGUUUUCACUACAGUACAAUAUUAACUAUGAUGAGGUACUGACUGUGACUGAUUAUGGUGCUUCAUUAAUUUUAAUCAUCAACAUCAUCCACUCACACAGGUUGUGUGCACUAUACUCCUGCCCGGUGUCGUGGCCCUUUGGGGCGCAGCUUCACUAAUCUCCUGAGAUUUGGACACUAAAGUAAUGCAUUGUAACAAGCUAUUUAUUUGCAGUUGCGUGUGUUUUAAUUUAUUUUUCCAUGUAUGGGAAAUAAUCCAUAUACAAACAGAUGCUUUUUAUUUGCCAGAUGUUUUAUUAUGAUGAUUGUGUACUGGUUCCAUUUAGGUUUUAACAGUGUUACAAGUUCUGUGUAUAGUGCAACAAAUGACAAAUAAUAAAUAUUAGAUAUCUGAA
This is a messenger RNA of Hippoglossus stenolepis (Pacific halibut), 4486 nucleotides long. RefSeq names its product family with sequence similarity 219 member Aa (gene fam219aa). Bases 219 to 785 code for a protein of 188 amino acids. Lineage: Eukaryota; Metazoa; Chordata; Actinopteri; Pleuronectiformes; Pleuronectidae. The record is from RefSeq and is a predicted model, not a curated record. The transcript has 6 exons.